UGUCAAUUUACGAGAGAACGCACAAGAUAUAGUCACUUACAAAUCUUCGAGAAUAUCAACAUACGCAACCAGUCGGAAUUUCGUGAAAAGUUGCUAGAAAACGUUACUGCAAGUGACAACCUUUACAGAACACCGCCCAGGAUUAACACUAUAGUGUACAGAUAUCCACCAUGGCACAAACCAUGAAACCGUAUCCGGAGCCCUAUCCACAGCAAAACCCACGGUAUGGAUACGACCAAGGACCUCAGCCCUCAACAUGUCAAGCGCAGCCCUACGUCAUGGUACCCACCCAGCAAGCGUACCCGGAAGCCUAUCCCCAGCAAACCCUGCUGUAUCAGUAUGGGUACGGUCAAGGACCUCUACCCUCCAACAAUCCAGCGCAACAAGCACAGGUGAUUGUGAACCAGCCCUUUCCAGUAGUCAGCACUGUACAUGUGUUUGGCCCUGCCCAGCCGAAACCGCCAAACUUCAUGGCACUGUCCAUCUUUGUGAUUUUAUGCUGCUGCUUUCCAAUUGGGAUAAUUGCCCUUAAAUAUUCAAUGCUAUCUGACAGCGUGUACUACAAGGGAGAUGUAGAGGGCGCCCGGGAAAAAGCCAAGACAGCCCUAGUGAUCAACAUUGUUGGCAUAGUGUUUGGCGUCUUAAUAAUCACUCUAGUCCUGGUGUUUAAUAUCGUUGAGGUUUAUCCUUAGUAUACUGUGUCACGAAGCGCCAGCAAUUAUACGGAUUGUGAAGUUACAGGUGCUACCGUUCGCAGUUGAUUUAUGAGUAAGGCCUUAUUUUCCUUCCUAUGAGAUGUUUUAUUGGUAAACAACUGUUCUAAAUUUAUAGUCCAUUUAUACACAGCUUUGGGGGUCAACGAGAUCCAUGACACAAUGGUUAUCAUAAAUGCUCAAAUAAUAUUUUUCUGUUAUUUAUUAACUAUAGCACAUUGUAAAACGCCACAGCUUCGAUGAGUUUCUCUUAUCUACCAGCAUUUAUAUAUAUAU
Molecule: messenger RNA, 989 nt
Organism: Lingula anatina
Lineage: Eukaryota; Metazoa; Brachiopoda; Lingulata; Lingulida; Lingulidae
Cellular component (GO): membrane
Source: RefSeq, a predicted model, not a curated record